Messenger RNA from Penaeus chinensis, 2811 nucleotides. RefSeq lists its product as uncharacterized. Bases 120 to 2372 code for a protein of 750 amino acids. The record is from RefSeq and is a predicted model, not a curated record. Gene Ontology annotation, molecular function: chitin binding. Lineage: Eukaryota; Metazoa; Arthropoda; Malacostraca; Decapoda; Penaeidae. The transcript is spliced from 3 exons. Gene Ontology annotation, cellular component: extracellular region.
ACCUCCUCUCCGCGGCGCCUCUGGAGUCUUCUUCCCCUGUGCGACGUUCAACCCUCCUUCUGUUCUAGUGGCACUCGUCUGCGCCGCCCACAGCUCCUUGAUUUAACAACCUUUCGAGGAUGAACAGAAUACUGAUUUUAGCCGCUCUGGCCGGGGCAUGUCUGGCCCAGCAAGGUUACCUUCCACCUACCAAUGGAUUUAAUGGUAAUGGCAAUGGUAAUGGCAACGUAAAUGGCAAUGGCAACGGAUUCGUUAACGGCAACGGAAAUGGGGCCAAUGGAAACGUGUUCGGAAACGGGAACGGAGCGAAUGGAAAUGGCGUGAAUGGCAAUGGUUAUAGUUAUGGUAAUGGUAAUGGCGUGAAUGGUAAUGGUAACGGUGUAAAUGGUAAUGGUAAUGGCGUAAAUGGUAAUGGAGUGAAUGGUAAUGGCGUUAAUGGAAAUGGCAAUGGCUAUAGCUAUGGCAACGGCAAUGGCAAUGGAAAUGGAGUGAAUGGUAAUGGUAAUGGCAAUGGAGUAAAUGGGAAUGGCAACGGCGUGAAUGGAAAUGGUAAUGGAGUGAAUGGCAAUGGAUAUAGUUAUGGAAAUGGUAAUGGAGUAAAUGGCAAUGGCAAUGGUGUGAAUGGUAAUGGUAAUGGCAAUGGUAAUGGCGUGAAUGGCAAUGGGAAUGGAGUUAACGGCAAUGGAAAUGGAUAUAGCUAUGGAAAUGGUAAUGGCGUAAAUGGCAAUGGCAACGGUGUGAAUGGUAAUGGUAAUGGAGUGAAUGGCAAUGGUAAUGGCGUGAAUGGCAAUGGUAAUGGCGUGAAUGGCAAUGGUAAUGGCGUGAACGGCAAUGGGAAUGGAUAUAGUUAUGGCAAUGGCAACGGCGUGAAUGGUAAUGGUAAUGGCGUGAAUGGCAAUGGCAACGGCGUGAAUGGUAAUGGUAAUGGCAAUGGUAAUGGCGUGAAUGGCAAUGGGAAUGGAUAUAGUUAUGGCAAUGGCAACGGCGUGAAUGGUAAUGGAAAUGGCGUGAAUGGCAAUGGCAAUGGCGUAAAUGGCAAUGGCAAUGGCGUGAAUGGCAAUGGGAAUGGAGUUAACGGCAAUGGAAAUGGAGUAAAUGGCAAUGGAGGAUACAGCUAUGGCAAUGGAAAUGGUAAUGGCAAUGGAAAUGGUAAUGGCAAUGGAAAUGGAGCAAAUGGAUAUAGCUAUGGCAACGGUAACGGCAAUGGCAAUGGAAACGGCCUCAAUGGCAACGGAAACGGCCUCAACGGCAACGGAAACGGCAUCAACGGCAACGGCAAUGGUCUCAACGGCAACGGAAACGGCAUCAACGGCAACGGCAAUGGUCUCAAUGGCAACGGCUUCGUAGAUCCUAUCACUGCCCUCGCCGAUGCUAUUGGCGGUGGAGGCGUCCCAGGUGUGGACUACCCCAUCCUGGCCUCCGUCCCCGCCACCGGCUUCUCCUGCGACGGCCAACUGCCUGGAUACUACGCUGAUACUGCUCCCGAGGCUGGCUGCCAGGUGUUCCACAUCUGUCAGGCAGGAGGCAGGAUCGACUCUUUCCUCUGUCCCAAUGGAACUAUCUUCAACCAGCAGUACUUCGUGUGCGAUUGGUGGUACAACUUUGACUGUUCCACGGCUGAACAGUUCUACGGUUUGAAUGCUGAGAUUGGCAAGGUGAAUGGAAAUGGCAAUGGCAACGGCAAUGGAUUAACCAACGGUAAUGGAAAUGGAAAUGGCAACGGCAAUGGAAAUGGUGUAAUCAACGGGAAUGGAUAUGGAUACACCAAUGGCAAUGGCAAUGGCAACGGAAAUGGAAAUGGCUACACCAAUGGCAACGGCAACGGAAAUGGCUACACCAAUGGCAAUGGCAACGAAAACGGUUUCACCAAUGGAAAUGGAAACGGUGUUACCAACGGAAACGGUGUUACUAACGGAAACGGUGUUACCAACGGCAACGGGAACGGAUACACCAACGGUAAUGGAUACACCAACGGUAACGGCAAUGGUGUAACCAACGGUAAUGGCAAUGGAAACGGCAUUACCAACGGCAACGGUAAUGGCAAUGGAUAUACCAAUGGAAAUGGUAAUGGAAACGGUAAUGGAUAUACCAAUGGCAAUGGAAACGGAAACGGUUACACCAACGGCAACGGUAAUGGAAAUGGUAACGGCAAUGGUAAUGGAAAUGGUAACGGCAAUGGUAAUGGAAAUGGUAACGGCAACGGUAAUGGAAAUGGUAACGGCAAUGGUAAUGGAAAUGGUAACGGCAACGGCAACGGCAAUGGCAAUGGUAAUGGUUAUUACUAUGGUGCCCCAAAUGGUAAUGGAAAUGGCAAUGGUGGAGCGACAAAUGGUAAUGGAGUUAACGGACUCUAUCAGACGCCGAGCUUCUAAACGACGAACUUUCCUUCAUUUCUUUCUCUCACUUUCUUAACUUUUUGCGAACGUUACAAAGAAAACGAUUAUAUUUAUAGGGAAGACUUUUAAGUUAUGCGUUUUUAGCCUUAAUACUAAUGACCUUAGUCAUUAGCUGAAUCCGAGACCAUACAGAGUGAAACAUUUUUUUACUUUUUUUAAUAUAAAACAUUUAUAUGCUUCUGCGUAUAGGAUUAUUCUAUUGAAAUCAAUCAAUAAUUGCUUGAAUUAGCUGUUUUUAGUUUUGUCAGUAUUAUAUAAUUAAUUAAUCGUAUUCUGUAUUAGAAUGUUUCACUUCAAUGGUUUAUCAAAGUUUAUACACUUGUGCCAUAAGUCUUUCAUAUAUAAUGGUUUAAAUGUAUAUCACAUAAUAUAGACAUUAUAUAUAACUUUGAGAAUAAAGUUUAUUAAUUUGCAA